This is a messenger RNA of Fusarium poae, 3966 nucleotides long. RefSeq lists its product as uncharacterized. The record is from RefSeq and is a predicted model, not a curated record. The coding region runs from base 1 to 3966 and encodes 1321 amino acids. Gene Ontology annotation, molecular function: protein binding; protein-containing complex binding. The transcript has 3 exons. NCBI's taxonomy places the organism in Eukaryota, Fungi, Ascomycota, Sordariomycetes, Hypocreales, Nectriaceae.
AUGAGGCGGGGUCGUUCAAGCUCCGGAUCGCCCUAUAGGGCGCUGGCUCAUCACCAGAACAACGCGGCAGCAGCAGCAUCGUCUGACUCUAUCUCGUUAAUUCGAUCUUUCAAUGUCGAGACGAAUCCCACGCGGCCAGUGCGGCCUUCGCCGCUCACAGCAUCACUUAUUCGAGAUAUGCCACUGGACUUGGUCGACCGCAUUAGAUCCUUCCCUCUUUUCAUGUCUGCCCCUGAGGAGUUUCUAGUUGCUAUCGGAAACCACCUGAAGCCUCAAAUUCAGAGUCCCAACGACCAUAUAGUGACCGAAGGAGACGAGGCCAAGGCAAUGUACUGGCUGGUGCGAGGUGUUGUUGCUGUGACUUCGCGAGACGGAGAGGCGGUCUAUGCUGAGCUCAACCCUGGAUCAUUCUUUGGUGAAAUUGGUGUUUUGAUGAGCAUGCCACGUACGGCCACCAUUGUUGCACGCACGAAAUGCCUUCUGCUGGUUUUAAAGAAAGAGGAUCUGCAUGCCGUGAUACCCAGAUUUCCAGACAUGGAAAAGGCAAUUCGAGAAGAGGCACAAGAGCGCCUAAAUCUUCUCAAGAAAAAACGACAAGAGGGUGGAAGGCUGACCAAGUCACCCCCUCAUGGAGAUUUUACUGCUCGAGAGGCGGUACCUGGUGAAGUCUCUACCGGGGAAAGCGGUGUCAUCAAAGAUGGUACUGUGGUUAACAACAAGAAGAGGAAAUCGCCAAGCCCAGGUAUCAUGGAAGACCCAACUGCUGGUAGUGCUAUUGGGAGUGGUCAAAUCAACAUUCGAACCACACUCAAAGAGCUUCCACUUUUCUCCACCCUUCCCGCAGAUAUACUGCACUUUCUGGGACUCAGUGUCCAACCCAAAUCGUAUACCCCCUUCACAGACAUUGUCCGUCAAGGCUUACCAGGUAACGAAAUAUUUUUCAUCGUCCGUGGAGAAGCUGAGGUGAUACACGACGAACCGGUUUACGAUAGCAACGUUCAAAAUAAGGCUUUGGCUAUUCCGAAACGGCCGCGGUUGAAGGCAGGCCAAUACUUUGGAGAAGUGGCAAGUUUAGGUUUGUCCCGUGGCCGAACAGCUACUGUACGGUCCAUCACCUCUGUCGAGUGUAUCAUGAUCACGGGAGACGUCCUCGACGAGUUUUGGAGGCGCUGCCCUUCAGAUAUCUUGACACAGGUCAAAGAGACUGCGCGAUCACGUUACAUUAAGCAGAGCGACGAUGUUGACAUGAUCGAUGUCGAUGGCAGGGAAAAGGCCAACAAAUCCGACCCAACGACUCCUACGGCAUCGAUGAGAGCAUCACUCCCCAACCUUACAUUCACUACUCCGUCUAAACCAGGAUCUCCUUCUAAAGAGGACACUGUCAAUGUAGCGCCCAAAGAUCCCGACCCGUUCCUGAGCGUCAACAUGGAGAACAUCAGAAACCGAAGGCGCCAUUCUUUGGCUCCCCCGAUACCUCCCACAGAUAGUUCCGCUACUAAUACAAAUGGCGUAAGAUCUCGUUUGUCAGAGGUGACGCCCAUCAAAUUUGCAUUCUCGGAGACGCCAUCCGACGACGAUGACGUUCCGGCCAAACGAGUUCGAACUACGCUGCCCACGAGGCCCAUCACCAUGAGCAAACCGGUGUUGUCGGACGAGAUCUUGAUAUACAUCUUUAAGCACGUGGAUAUUGGAGAACUCUUUCAGCUGCGCUUGGUUAGCACGCAUUGGCGCAAACUUCUAACGACAUCACCCAGAGUCUGUCAAGACGUUGACCUCUCGAUUUACAAUCGCAGAAUCACCGAUGAAGUUCUGAUUAAAGUGCUAGCUCCUUUUAUUGGCACUCGUGCUUUAUCCAUUGACCUGAGCAACUGCUUUCAUGUAACCGAUGAAGGAUUCGGCGCUUUGUGGCGUAGCUGCGGCAAGAACGUCAAGACCUGGAAGAUGAAGUCUGUUUGGGACGUCUCAGCCAAUCAAAUUCUGGAGAUGAGUGAGAAUGCCAAGGGUUUAGAGGAGGUGGAUUGGAGUAACUGCCGUAAAGUCGGCGAUAACUUGUUGGGUCGUGUUGUUGGUUGGGUCGUACCUGAUCCUCCGCCCUCCAAAUCCGUUGUUAUCUCCAGCUCCACAGCUCGUUCACGAACCAAGCAGCAGCAACAGCAGCAACAGCAACAGAAGCAUGCACCGCAAAACGUCCUUCCACCCGGAACGGUGGUAGGAUGUCCGAAGCUGAGACGCCUCAACCUCUCCUACUGCAAGCAUAUUACAGAUCGUUCCAUGGCCCACCUUGCGGCGCACGCCUCGAACCGUAUUGAGUGGUUAUCCCUUACACGCUGUACAUCGAUUACAGAUGCCGGGUUCCAAUCGUGGGCGCCUUUCCGGUUCGAGAAGCUUUCUCGACUGUGCUUGGCAGACUGUACAUAUCUAUCGGACAAUGCCGUUGUUGCUUUGGUGAACUCGGCCAAAAACCUUACACACCUGGAUCUAUCGUUCUGUUGUGCACUCUCUGACACAGCAACAGAGGUUGUUGCCCUCCGACUACCCAAACUGAAAGAGCUACGACUGGCAUUUUGUGGAAGCGCAGUCAGUGAUGGAAGUCUAGAGAGCGUGGCACUUCACUUGAACGACCUGGAAGCUCUGAGUGUGCGCGGUUGUGUUCGUGUCACAGGACGAGGAGUUGAGAAUGUUCUGAACGGCUGUGGACGACUCAAUUGGGUGGAUGUUAGUCAAUGCCGGAACCUGGAGCCAUGGAUUAGAGCUGGUGGUGUGGCGAACUGGGGUUUCGAUGCUCGAGUCGGCCAACGCCCUGCAGAAUUGACGCCAGGUGAAACUUGUGGAUCGGGAGAGGGUGAAGACGACGCACCAGCGCCAAAAGCCAUGAGUGUUGCUAUGCUCACUUCGCAAAACUUUAUGCCACGCUCGGCAUUUGGGUACAGGUCCAAGAGAGCAAGGCGCCCCGGCCCUGCGCGUUUUGCGCAGAGGCUUCCUGAGCUCUCAAAGACUGCUUUCCGCAACUCCGCAUCCGCCCGAGGCUUCCACGUCCAGGCCAAACCCACAGCCAACUUCUUCACCUCGCGCAUUACAUCAGCCGCCACCCGCAAUGCCUUCCAACGAACGAGUCGCGCCGGCGGCCGCUCUUACCACCAAGGACCCCCUACUGGCGUCGCAACAGCCCCUCAGUCUACCAGCCGACGACUCUUGGUCGGAGGUGCCAUCUUUGGUGGUACCCUUGUCGCCAUUAACGCUGUCUUCAACCGGGAGACCCGUGAGGAUGGUGGCAUGCCUGUCUACGAGCGCGAAUACCUGAACAACACCUUCUUGCACACUGGUCUCGGAAUUGGUAUCAUUGGAUUGACGGCUCGACAAAUGGUUCAGACUGGCUUUGUGUACCGAAUUAUGGUUACCAACCCUUGGGUUGUUGGCAUUGGUGGUCUUGCUCUCAGCUUUGCUACCAUGAUUGGAACUCGAUCUAUCAGCCCUGACAACUAUAUCCCCAAGUACGCUCUCUGGACUGCCUUCAACGCCACCCAGGCUGCCUUUGUCGCCCCUCUUCUCGCCUUCGUCCCUCCCGUUCUUCUGGGCCGUGCUGGUCUCUACACCAUUGCCAUGAUGGGUGGUCUUGCUAUCGUCGGUGCCACUGCUAAGCAGGAGAAGUACCUAUACAUUGGUGGUCCUCUUCUUGCUGGUGCCGCUAUCGUUGCUGCGUCCGGUCUUGCUCCUCUCAUCAUCCCUGCCACUGCUGUCCGAACUCUUGCUUUCACCGAGAACCUCUGGUUGUACGGUGGUCUCGCUGUUUUCGGUGGUUUCACGCUUUAUGAUGUACAGAAGGUUCUGCACCACGCCCGUCUCGCUCAGGCUGGUGUCAUGCGCCGUGACCCUGUCAACGAGAGUAUCUCUCUUGAGCUAGACUUCCUCAACAUCUUCAUCCGCAUGGUCCAGAUCCUCAUGAUGCAGCAGAACCGCCGCAAGUAA